Prosopis cineraria is the source of this 1131-nucleotide messenger RNA. RefSeq names its product nicotinate phosphoribosyltransferase 1-like. Gene Ontology annotation, molecular function: nicotinate phosphoribosyltransferase activity. The record is from RefSeq and is a predicted model, not a curated record. Lineage: Eukaryota; Viridiplantae; Streptophyta; Magnoliopsida; Fabales; Fabaceae. Gene Ontology annotation, biological process: NAD+ biosynthetic process. The transcript is spliced from 7 exons. Bases 388 to 1116 code for a protein of 242 amino acids.
ACCUGGCGACUUGUAGUUAGCAAAAACAAAUCAGUGACGAAGCAGAUAAACAAUGGAGACCAGAGAAGCUGCCACGUGAUCGAGAAAGUCGUUAAGGGGCGACGAAGCUGUGUAGUCCACAGAGGAUGAAUUUGUUCUCGUCCGAAAAUGCCCAAUUGCGUUGAACCCAAGUUUGAGUCCAACACCUACAUUUCCUGAUAAACUUCAACGAACCAUCCCUCCACCUUUGUUUGUCUUCUUUAACCCCGUGCGUGACGCUCGCGCUCGUUUCACCUUUUAUAUUGAUAGCGCUCUGGGAAGCAUAUAAGAGAUACACGAGCUACGAAAAGCACGGCAAUACAAAGAUUUUGGUAGAAAAAGAAAAUCAGGGAAAACCCUAGGAAUUCGAUGGAGAAAACAAUGAAGGUGAAGGAGAACGGCCCGACUGAGCAGAAUACGGGUCGGGUUAUUGAUGGACCCACGAACCCGAUGGUUUCGCCUCUGCUCACGGAUCUCUACCAAUUUACUAUGGCUUACGCUUACUGGAAAGCUGGCAAGCAUCAAGAACGAGCUGUGUUUGAUUUAUAUUUUCGUAAGAAUCCUUUUGGUGGGGAGUAUACAGUCUUUGCUGGUUUGGAAGAAUGCAUAAAGUUCAUAGCUAAUUUCAAAUUCACAGAGGAGGAGAUCAAAUUCAUCCAGCAUACUUUACCUACAUCAUGUGAGGAUGGUUUCUUUGAAUAUCUUAGAGGAAUUGAUUGCUCUGAUGUGGAGGUAUAUGCAAUUCCUGAGGGAACGGUUGUUUUUCCUAAGACACCUCUAUUGAGAAUUGAAGGACCAAUUGCUCUGGUUCAAUUGCUGGAAACACCCUUUGUGAAUCUAGUUAAUUAUGCAUCAUUAGUUACUACUAAUGCUGCUAGGCAUCGUUUUGUUGCUGGGAAAUCCAAACUUCUACUUGAGUUUGGACUACGAAGGGCUCAGGGGCCUGAUGGUGCAAUAGGAGCAUCAAAGUACUGCUAUAUUGGAGGAUUUGAUGCAACAAGCAAUGUUGCAGCAGGAAGGUUAUUUGGCAUACCCCUUCGUGGCACUCAUUCUCAUGCUUUUGUUAGCUCAUAUAUGGUGUGUGAUCAUUUCACUUGAUUUUUUUUUUUUUUG